ACCAUGUCACGUGACGCCGCAGUGGGGCUUCUUCCAGAAGCGGAGCGUCUUCCUGUCGCAGACCAGAGUAUGUGGAAUUGAAAUCUGUUAAUUACUGAAAAACUUUAAACAUGUUGUCCAGGUUACUGAAAGAGCACCAGGCAAAACAAAACGACAGGAAAGAACUGCAGGAAAAGCGCAGAAGAGAAGCGAUUGCUGCGGCUACAAGCCUGACAGAGGCUCUGGUAGACCACCUCAAUGUUGGGGUGGCCCAGGCCUAUGUGAACCAGCGCAAACUGGACCAUGAGGUGAAGACGCUGCAGACCCAGGCUGGCCAGUUUGCCAAGCAGACCUCACAGUGGAUCAGCAUGGUGGAGAACUUCAACCAGGCAUUAAAGGAAAUCGGUGAUGUGGAGAACUGGGCCCGUAGUAUAGAGAUGGACAUGCGGACUAUCGCCACAGCGCUGGAGUACGUGCACAAGGGCCAGCUGCAGCCUGCCUCCUCCUGAGAGCACUGACCAUUCAUUACCAUCUCACCAGUGGCUUACACUGCCUUCAAUACACACUUCAAUUGCUUCCUAUGGUUAGGAUGAACCCGUAACCCUGCUACUCUUAUCUGGAGAUGUACUGAUAUUUUUUUUUUUCUAAGAGGGAAAAAUUGUUAAAGUAAUAAAAAUGGAGGUGGAACCAAUGUAGUAAAUUAACAAUGGGACAUUAUCAGCAACUAUUUUUAAUACCAGUGUCAUUAUUUAAGUGUAGUAUAUACAAAAUAAAGUUUUAUCCACCCCCAAA
This is a messenger RNA of Acipenser ruthenus (sterlet), 771 nucleotides long. RefSeq names its product biogenesis of lysosome-related organelles complex 1 subunit 1. The record is from RefSeq and is a predicted model, not a curated record. Gene Ontology annotation, cellular component: BLOC-1 complex. NCBI's taxonomy places the organism in Eukaryota, Metazoa, Chordata, Actinopteri, Acipenseriformes, Acipenseridae. The coding region runs from base 111 to 488 and encodes 125 amino acids. The transcript has 4 exons. Gene Ontology annotation, biological process: endosomal transport.